AUGCCUCAAGGGAAAACGGCCAAGGGAGGGGUGCUGCAGGCCGCUGGCAGUAGCAGGGGCAUUGAACCCCUGCCUGAUGGAGUCCUUGAACACAUCCUUGGCUUCUUGCCGUCUGAGAAGGCCAUCCGCACGAGCGUGCUCGCCCGCAGAUGGCGCCACCUCUGGAAAUCUGCCACGGGCCUGUGGGUGGGGUCCGUGGACCCAGAUCAACUGGAGUCUGUGGAGGAUCUCCGGAGCUUGGUGAACCAUCUGCUGCUCCUCCGCAGAGAUUCACCCCUCGAGAAAUGCUAUUUCACGUUCAAUGCUCAGCUCAGCAGCCAUGAUGAUGUGUCCCACCUCAUGGAUUGUGAGUUGUCAUCGGUCAACAAGAUUGUGUCCGAGUCCCCGAAACAUCUUAUCAUCAUUUUUUCCAUAGGCAGCUCUGAUUCUCGCAUCAACAUUUACACCCCAAAUGUUGCCUCGCUGCGCCUUGAGCAUUUUGAGGGGAGGACUCCCAUUCUUGAGGGGAUGCCCUCAUUACUUGAGGCAUCUGUCAAAAUAGCAGGGGGGUGUAGGGACCGCUGCACUAAUGCAAAUUACUUUUGGACUUGUGAUUGUGAAUCUUGUGAUAGUUCUGAUAGCACAGCCAAUGGCAAUAUCAACUGUGUGCUUCUAAGAGGUUUAUCGGAGGCUAAGAGCUUGGCGUUGAAAUCUGCAUCUAACAUGUGGUUUAAACAUAAAGUGGAAAUCAAACUACGUGUCAGCUCAAUGAAGAGAUCAACUGCAAUUUCAGAACACCUUAAGAUAGUUGAGAUCAAGUGUGAAGUGGUUGACGAUAGAGUUCUCAAGAUUAUGAAGUUUCUGUCUGCACUUAACAUAUGUUUCAGCUUAGAUGAAAUGAAGACUUUGGAGUAG
This is a messenger RNA of Miscanthus lutarioriparius, 894 nucleotides long. The record is from the annotation of a GenBank genome assembly. Lineage: Eukaryota; Viridiplantae; Streptophyta; Magnoliopsida; Poales; Poaceae.